AUGCCUGGAUGCGUCGAGAAGACAGGGCGGGGGCGGGAGGCGGCAGAUCAAAUGGUGAUUAAAACAGGUAGGGAGGAGGAAGACCCAGUAAUACCGAUGUCCAACGGGAGGCUAAUCCAAGCCACAACGACAGCAGAUUCAACAACCUGUAGGACAUGUAGGAAACCGAGUAAAACCGGUGUCCAACGGGUGCUCAAGGGAGGCAGAGAGGCUAAGGAGUGGGACACCAAGUAUGACCGGUAUCCACCAAGAACGGAAGCCGCCAAUGAGAAUACAGACGUUCAGCGCGAAGGAGACCGAGUAAAACCAGUUUCCAACGGUUGCUCGACGCAAGCAGAAAGACGGGGGACGGCUCAGAGAGUCAAUAUAGAGCAGUGCGGAAUGGGAGGUAAGCAAAGGACAGAAGACAGGAAGAAGGAUGCAGAAGUUGAGCGCAAAGGAGACCAAGUAAAACCGGUUUCCAAAUAA
This is a messenger RNA of Laetiporus sulphureus 93-53, 468 nucleotides long. RefSeq lists its product as uncharacterized. The record is from RefSeq and is a predicted model, not a curated record. The transcript has a single exon. NCBI's taxonomy places the organism in Eukaryota, Fungi, Basidiomycota, Agaricomycetes, Polyporales, Laetiporaceae. Bases 1 to 468 code for a protein of 155 amino acids.